UAGAAAGCACCAGUGAGGAAAGAAGCCAGCAUGGAACUUCCUUCGCCACGAGACUCCGUGUCUCCUUUCUCAUAGCUUGAAUGCACUUUAUUUUGGGGGAUAACCUUCUGAAGAAUCCAUUUCAGAGGUUCACUGGACUAUAAAAGAGAGGGGCAACAAACCCCAAGUUCUCUCUCUGCUAAGACAAAGAGCACUUUGGACUUUGACAGAGAUUCAGAUCGGAGAGGUGGUCAGCCAUCUUGCUGUAAGGUAGUAUGCAAUGCUGAGUGAUGAAGAUAAUUGUAUGAAGUUGAAAAGUGAUCACGUGCCCUCUGUGCAAUGGUAUAAGCUGGUCAUACAUGAAGAUGAAAAGACCAAGCUGUUUUUUAAAAGACGUGUUACACUGUUUGCUGUCGUGGUGUGCUUCCUUUAUAUCCUCAAGUUAAGUUUUGGCCCUGAAGAAUGUGACACGAAGAAAAUGCACUAUGUGGACCCUGAACGUGUAAAGAGAGCACAAAAAUAUGCCAAACUCAUACAGCAAGGAGAAUGUCGACCUUCUUUUGUGAAGAAGGAGAUGGACAGAUUAUUUGCUGAGAAGUACAGCGCGAACAUAUUUCCCUUUGUAACGGAAGAUAUAUUCAGGCAUGAAGAUGUGUUUAAAUACAAACCUCCGUUUGGAUUUCACAAGAACUCUCAUAAACUUCAGAACCUCUUAAAACUCUUACCUGAGCAUGACUUGCCAGAGAACUUGAAAUCAAAACACUGUAAGCGUUGUGUUGUUGUAGGAAGUGGUGGAAUACUUCAUGGAUUGGAGCUAGGCCAUGUGCUGAAUGAGUUUGAUAUUGUUAUAAGAUUGAAUGAUGCACCAGUUCAGGGCUACACAGAUCAUGUUGGUAACAAAACUACCAUAAGGAUGACCUAUCCAGAGGGAGCCCCACUUUCUGAAAAUGAAUAUAACCCUCAGAGCUUGUUUGUUGUUGUCUUAUUUAAAAGUGUUGAUUUCAAUUGGCUUCAAGCAAUGGUAAAAAAUGAAGCAUUGCCACUAUGGGUGCGACUAUUUUUUUGGAAGCAGGUGGCUGAGAAAAUUCCUGUAACACCAAAACAGUUUCGUAUUUUAAAUCCGAUCAUCAUUAAAGAGACAGCCUUGGAUAUACUACAGUACCCUGAGCCUCGAUCUAAAUUUUGGGGCUGGGAUAAGAAUGUUCCCACAAUUGGGGUCACUGCAGUUGUUCUGGCCACACAUUUAUGUGAUGAAGUGAGUUUAGCAGGAUUUGGAUAUGACCUCCGCCAACCCAACACACCUUUGCACUACUAUGACAAUCUCUGCAUGGCUGCAAUGGAAGGACAAACUAUGCAUAAUGUGACAACUGAAACAAAAUUCCUACAAAAACUGAUCAAAGAUGGGAUUGUGAAAGAUCUCAGUGGAGGAAUACAGUGUGAAUUCUGCAAAAAAACAAGCUAAUGACUGGAACUGAGAGCACAGACUGGAUUAGAGGUUCCUGCAGCCUUGCUAGCAAUGGCCCUUUCAGUGCUCUCAUCCCACAAAGACUUUGAAGAAUCUCUCUUCUUUGUAUUUCUGUUGCUUUUUAAUGUCAAGUUGAAUUUAUUGUAUUUUUUUUAUUUAUUUUGAGUCCAGGUUUUUACCUUGCACACUUUUUGUGGGUAAUUAUCAAUACAGUUUUGAGUUUAGAGAGAUUCAUUUAAAAUAUGUCAUGUUUUAAGCUAUCUGAAGGAAAACAGAAAAUUUAAGGGUUUUAUAUGUGAAGGGCACUCACGGACCUAGGUGUGUGUUUCCUAAUCUGGGGAGAGAAGAAUUGUUCCCACUGAAGUGGUGUUGCCGUUGUGGGUCCAUUUGUCAGUACAUGAUUCCUCUGUGCAUACAAAGAAAAGCAAAGGUGUGUGUUCGUAAGAGAACUUGCUUUGUUGCUUGUAGGUUCACUAUUCUUUGGUAGAUCAUCCACUUGUAUAACCUUCCACAGAUAUUUAGGCUACUCCCUUUCUGUGCUGAUACCUAUUUUUUGGGGGGUGAGGGGGCAGGGAGCAGGAAAGGGCAAAACUGAUGCAGCAGUGGAGCUGAACAGUAAGUUCAUUAAUGCCACAUCUAAUCAUGCCUGGUAUUUAAAUCAUUGACCGGUGUGAAUGCUUUAGGAUUAGAAUGCUGGCCACUUAAACACUUGACACAUUUGGGCCUGACCAUGUUAUAACCAGAUUUAGCCUACAGUAGAUAUCUAACCUGAAGCCAAACUCUUCUGUUUCCCAUUUCUGGCUCCCAAAAACCUGGUCAUAAUGUGGUUGGGUCACAAAAAAGUUUAAGCAUCACUGUUACAGGAACAGCAUCAGCAUGAAUUCCAGUCCUCUUUAGGGAGGGAGUUAAAAAGUAGUGUUUGGGGCUACACCUGCCCUUUUGCUAUUUUAUAAAAAUGUUUUAGUCCUUGCUGCUGAGUGAAAGACCCACAAACGAAAAGGAAACUUACUCUGUAGUAGUCGGAGUGAAACUGACUACAGACAAAAUAAAAGAACGGAAAGAUUUUAUUUAAUCUCCUUCAUGGUACAGUAGGUAUUAACUUGCAACAGUACUAUGUAAAAUAAAAAUUCACAUUCAAAUAUAGUUUAAGUUGAUAGUGGCCCUUUUAUGUUGUGAAUAUGGUGUAUGCUUCUUAAUUGGAAGGGAGAGAGUGGAAUUUUGCUUUGCAGACCACCUAAUAAACUGGCAAUUCUGUGUGCACAAAUAACUUAUGAAGAAGAAAUUGCCUUUGAGGAAGUAGUAUGAUCUACUAGCACUGUACAAUGUCUUCUAAGUGCAGAUUGCUUUUAAAAAUUCCUGUAUAAAUGUACUUUCUAAUGACCAGAAAUCAAUGCAAUUGAAAGAAAGCGGGAUUGCAGAUUUGUGAACAAGUCUGAACUGUGUCAUUUUAUUGUGCAAAUAACACAGUUGUGGUUAUUGGAUUGCUUGAUUUUGAGUGCUGUCUGUUACUCAGAGCGAGUGAAAAAUGCUUUAUUUGAAUGUGAAAUCUUACCAGAAAGUUAAUAGAAGUGAACAGGUGAAAUAUAAUUAUAUGAAUUACAGGAAUCACUUUGACUUUCCAGGUGACAAAUCUUCCUAUUAGUUCCUUAUCAUAUGGUAAGAUACACUAGGCAUAUUUUUAAAAUUAGCAUCAGGUUAAAUUGCAUCAAGAAAAUAGGACGUGGAAUGGAAUAUAGUAUUCAUACUUGCCAUGAAGAGUAGGUCUAAUGGAUGAUUGUGUAUGAACGCAGAAGUUGCACUGGCUAUGGUUGUGGAGAGACAAUAAAACAAUGCCAGUUUACAAAGUGUAACAUUGAAGAUAGUGGCUGUGAGCCUGAUCUUUCCUAAGUACCCACACAUCCCCUAAAGUGAAUGAUUAGAAAUCACGCUCUGUGUGUUCAGGGCUCCAUUUGUGCAACAGCAAUAAUUAUUAACAUAACUUCCUCUUCGUAACUUGGAACAAACUAGUUUUUCUUAACAGCAAUAAAUUUCUAGUCCAUGUUUUUGUAUGCUUUUAAGUAUAGAUCAAACUGUUUACUUGAUAAAUUACUGAUAUGUAAAGAGUUUUUACAGAUAGUUUCGUUUAAUAUAACAUGUUGAUUAUUAUCCCCUUAUAGUUAAGAUAAAGCAAGCGACCUUAACUCCAUUCAAUAUUACUGAAAUAUGAAAGGGUUUGGGAAAGUUCAAAAUGUGCAUAUGGACAGUAGUACAUUGAAGUCUUUCAAAACGCUGUUACACAAACGUUUUGUUAUACAUCAACUGUUAGUUCACCAGGACUUCACACUGUUAUGACUUAAGAAUAUGAAAAUGUGAACUUAAUAGAAUGAAAGUAUUAUUAAAGCAAUCAGUAACGUCCUUUGAAGUUUUCCAUUUAUCAUCAGCUCUACAAGAUGCUUUAAUGUGGGCUUAAACUGUAGUUCAACCAGCUUUGUCAGUUGUGAUAAAACUUUUUUCUCUGUAGUAGUAAAUAUUAUGUGGAAUACCCCUAUGUGGACUUGACCAUUCCUGAAACAACAAUGGAUUUCAGGCUGUGAAAAGCAAUAAACAAAUGGAACCACUUUCUAUUUAUGUAGUUUCACAGGUCACAACAUAUUCUGUCUCUUUCAGUAAGAAUUAUAUAUAGCUAGAGAUUUCACUGGUCCAAUAGUUGACAUUAGAUCCCACACCAUCUAGAAAGAGGAGACCUUAUGGAAUAGUGCCUCAUUUCCUCUCACUUACGCCAGUUUAAUUUCAUGACAGUUAGUCUUGGAUCUCCUUGGUGUACAUGGGAAUUGGUCCCCUAUUCACAGCCAAUGUGCUCUCCAGCUUCUUGAGGCUAAUGUAGAUGAGAAUAUAUUUGUCUUAAUUACAGCAUUGUCCUUAGUGUUUACAUUAAAAGUACUUGUACUGAGAUUUAAAGAUUUUGUGAGUGAAGAUAAAGAAACCUUACAUUAGAAUUUGCCUUUUAUAAUAGCAUUAUAGGUGGGAGGAGGCACAGAUGCAUAUUCAGUAUCAGUGCAGUUUGUAUGCUUUUUUCAUAGUUACUGGAUAGGUUUUUAUUUUGGUGUCUAGAACUUUGUUCAUUUUUCAACUUUGAAUGGUGGUAGGUUGUUAACUUGCAGCAUCUGUCACCUGAAAAAGGCAAAAAAUGAUAUACGAGAUGAUCUGUUCAAUCUUAAAGUAUUUAAACCUGUAAUCUACUCUAAACUACUUUUUUAAAGAGGGCACUAGCUUGCCCAUUUAAAAAUAUAUUUUAUUAAAAAAAUCUUUAAAGUAAUUCUGAGUUUAGUUCAUAUUUGGGGGGUUAUUUAGAAGAUAGCACAAGAGACACACCUAGGAACAGCUCAAUUAUUUUGGCUUAAAAGAGGUUUCCCAUUCCAAUUUGCUUUCACAGAUUUUCACAAUUUUGUGUAUGCAGAGUAUGGAUUUCAUUGCUGUGUGUGUACAGGAAUCCUGCAUGUAACUGGAGGCAAGCCAAUGUCCACUUGGGAUUUUUGUAUGGUAGUGCUACUUACGAUUAGUUUGUACAGUGCUAUGAACAUGUAAAAUGCUGAUGUAUGUAAAAUACAGGCAAAUGGAGACGUGUAAAUACAGAGUGAGAAUAUUCUACAAAGCAGUAUUAGUCUCCAUGAAAGAUCUGUAACCCAAUGGUAUUCAAAUAGGAUUGUGACCCAGUCUUGAGGUACUUGGAGAUGUUUAUAGAGACUGAAUGUAGACCAACCUCUUCUGCCAGUGGGUGCCGGGUGGUAACUUGGACUUUAGUGUGGCAGCCUGGUCUUGAAUAAGAGGUAACAGAGGAGACCAACUGACAUAGAAAUGAGAGACCUGCACAGAAAAGAAGCAUGAGGUGGCUUUUGUCACCAGGUCUUGUGUCCUUCAGCAAGGUGGGGCAGGGAGGUUCCUUGAAACCUAUUCUUCUUUCAGAGGCGACAACAGAGACUACACAGAGGUGGUCAGGUAGCAUUCUUUCUCUCUCCCACCAGCAGGAGGGGUUCUUGCAUGCAUCUCCGGUUCAAUAAGCAGUGGGAUCUCUUCCUUAAGGUUGACUUUCCAGAACCUUUCCCUUUUGCCAGAGUGUGACUGUCUUGGAGAGCAUAAGCCUUGUUUUCUAUGUAACUAAGGCUGUAUCUGUAUGAUGAAGUUUGGUUGGUACAAGUAACAUCUGUGAACAGCCACCAGAGUUUGUAUGUUGCUCGGAAGUGUGCAUGCUUGGCUGUUGGCUUUGGUGCGGUGCAUACUUACUGGGAAUGCUUGUGUCGGUGUAAAGUUAGGUGCAACACAAGUCGAUAGCCCAGUGUGCCCCGUGCCACUGUCUGGCACAAUACCUUUUGUGAUAUUUUUUGAGUGCUUUGUGGAAUAGCUGUGAUUUGUCUCAGGAUUUCUUAGAGAUAGGGGUCAAGGUCACACCAUGCCACUUCCUUCAUCCCAUCAUACUUUCCACAUCUCAUAAUUUUCGCAUUGUUUUUUGAAAACUCCCUCCGUUCCAUGCGGUGCUUUGCCAUCAUUUCUCUGUCAGAACCCUGGACCCUCUUGAGCUCAACACAAUUCUUACAUGCUAACUGAAUGCUGACGUGUAUAUAGUGAGGGGGGGAAAUGCCAGGUUGCUGCUGACAUUGAUGGAGCAGCACCACACUUAGCCACACAAGCCAAAGAAAGGAAAUUUGAACACUCAAAGAAAAGAAUAAUAGAAUAUCAGGGUUGGAAGGGACCUCAGGAGGUCAUCUAGUCUAACCCCCUCAAAGCAGGACCAAUCCCCAGACAGAUUUUUGCCCCAGAUCCCUAAAUGGCCCCCUCAAGGAUUGAACUCACAACCCUGGGUUUAGCAGGCCAAUGCUCAAACCACUGAGCUAUCCCUGGUGACUCUACCUUUGUUUUAUUACCUCUGGCUGAGCACAGGACACUGUUCUGAUGUGGGUUGUGUAACUGGAUUGCCAUACAACCCUUUCUAGAACUUGUUCCCUAACCUGUUAUUUUCUAACACUAUACCAGUAAAGCAAAGAAGAGUCAAUGCCUUUGCCUUAAUUUGGAGGUGGGCCAGGUGCCAUUUUUAAAUGGGAAACAAAGGUGGCUUGGUGGCGGGGAGGGAGGUGAGGUUUGAGGGAAAGGAAAAGCAAAAAACACAUUUCAAGGAAUAAUGCAUGUACGCACUUACCCAAGCUCCUUCACCCUUCACGAGCAGGCUCAUCUGCGCUUUUUUAGAAGGGGAGCAAUUUUAGCCUAUUUCUUCACUGCAUUAUACUCCAGAAGGAGGAUCAAAUUCAGCCCUCUUCUAAUUUCCUGGACUGUAAUGGAGAUAAACCUGUGGUGUAACAGGUCUGUAGCGUUGAAUCAUUGUUCCAAAGCCCAUGGCUGUUACGUUUCUUGCAGGCAUGCUAAAAGGACAUAGGACUGGAAGAGCCCUGAAAGGGUCAUCAAGUCCAGUGCCUUGUUACCACAAGUAACCCCAUUUUAUAAUUGUGUUCCAGACUUCCACUCCUGAUGGUUAAAAACCUAAAUCCAGCCUAAAUUUAAUAAUUGUUACUUUAUAUCCAUUGUGCCAACAUUGCCAUUUAGCUUAAAUAGCUUUUCUCCCAUGCUGCUGUUUACCUCCGAUCUAUUUACUGAGCGUACUCAUAUCCCCUGUUAGCCUAUGUAUUUUGCUAGGCUAAACAAGCCAAGUUCUUUUAGUCUCCACUCAUUGCUAUGUCCUCCAUUAUCUUGAUCUUCCUAGUAGCACUUUCUUCACCUGUUCCAGUUUGAAUUCAUCAUUCUUCAACAUAGGUGACCAGCAUUGUAAAUAGUAUUCCAGAUGAGGUCUUACCAGUGCUUUGUACAAAUGUCAAAGGGGAGAGAAUCAAGUGGUCAGAAAACAAACUUGAAGAAACUCUGGAGAGCUCACACUCUGUGUAACUGGGAAGAGCAUGGUUUUUCUCCCAGCUGAGAUCCAGUCUGAGUGGAGGAUGUGCUUCACAACUGCAGGAUUUAUUGGGAAUCAAAAGUGAGUGCCAAAUACAACCUACUGCCUGCACUGAGUACUGCUGUUAGGAAUGUUGUAAUGUGGGCAGGGCUAAUACCAAUAUCGCCAUAUAAUGUAACUUGCCACUGUUAUUUAAGUAGAGCUGGGGGCAAGAGAGGAAGUGGGCUACAGAUCGGCAUUGCAAAAACUGGAUCAACAAAUUCUUUCCUCGCUUGCAUAAUAGGCUUGUGGCUACUACCUGCUGCUUUGGCCACUGUGCCCUGAAAAGUUCUGUGGACGAACUGUUUGUACUUGUGCAUUGCACUAGGAGACUCAAAGUGAGGAAAAUGCAGUGCCAAGACUGACAUUGUACGGAUUCAUAGAAUUCAAGGCCAGAAGGGACUAUUUCAUAAUCUAGACUGAUCUCCUGCAUGUCAUAGGCCAUUAAAUUCAACCAGUUACCCCUGUAAUUGAACCCAGUAACUUGUCUGACUAAAGGAUAUCUUCCAGAAAGGCAUCCAGUCUUGAUGUGCAGACAGCAAGAGAAGGAGAAUCUACCACUUUCCUUGGCAAUUUGUUCCAAUUGCCAAUCACAGUAGUUUAGAAAUUUGUGCUUAAUUUCUAUUUGGAUUUGUCUGGUUUCAGUUUCCAGCCAUUGGUUCUUGUUAUGCCUUUGUCUGGUAAAUUAAAGAGCACUUCAGCACCUGGUAUUUUCUCUGUGUGAAGUACCUAUAUGCUGUAAUCAAGUCACCUCUGUCUUUUUGAUAAACUAAAGAGAUUGAGCUUUUUAAGUCUCUCACUGUAAGACAUUUUCUCCAGCCCUUGAAUCAUUUUUGUGGCUCUUUUCUGCACUGUUUCCAAUGUUUCAGUAUUCUUGUUAAAAUCGAUCUCACUGAUACCAUAUAAAAUCCCCUCCCUAUUCCCGCUCACUACUUCCCUGUUUAUACAUUGUAUAUAUUAUAGCAUUGCACUGGGAGCGCAUGUUCAGUUGCUUCUCCACUCCUAUAUCCUUUUCAGAGUCGUGGCUUUCAAGGCUGCAGUUCCCUGUUCUGUAGAUAUGUCCUGAGUUCCUUGUUCCUAGACGUUUCAUUUGCAUUUGGCUGUAUUAAAAGUAACUUUUUUGAAUGGACCAAGCUUACUAUGUGAUCAAGUUUGCUAUGCAUGACGGCCCUGUUCUCCUCAUUUACUAUUCCAGAAAUCUUGAUCAUCCACAAAUACUAUCAGCGGUGAUUUUAUAUUUACUUCCAGAUCAUUGGUGAAAAUGUUUAAUAGUGUCAGGCCUAGUAUCAAUGCCUUCAGAAUUCCAUUAGAAACGUCGUCCUUCCAUGAUGAUUCCCUGUUAACUACUUUAUGAGAUCUGUCAGUGAGCCAGCUCUUAAUCCAUUUAAUAUGUGCUCUGUAGUUAUUGUUUAGUGCCACUUUUUAAAUCAGAAUGUGGCAUGGUACGAAGUCCAAUGCCUGACAUAAAUCGAAGUAUGUUAUCUCUGUGCAGGUACCUUAAUCAAAUUUGUAAUCUCAUCCGAGUGAAAUCAGGUUUGUUUGACAAGGUCUGUUUUCAAUAAAACCUUGAAUUGGCACUAAC
This is a messenger RNA of Trachemys scripta elegans, 8979 nucleotides long. Its product is annotated as lactosylceramide alpha-2,3-sialyltransferase-like. The record is from RefSeq and is a predicted model, not a curated record. The transcript is spliced from 7 exons. Lineage: Eukaryota; Metazoa; Chordata; Testudines; Emydidae. Bases 260 to 1441 code for a protein of 393 amino acids. Gene Ontology annotation, molecular function: lactosylceramide alpha-2,3-sialyltransferase activity.